AUGGCUCUUAUUGGCGAUAUAAAGUCCCCGUUGUGCAGGCAUGUUGGAACUGCUGAGAUGGCAAGUGCCGUGUCCAAUGCGGGCGGCCUGGGUAUCAUCACAGCCCUGAUUUGGCCUGAGCCGGAAGGGCUGCGCCAGGAGAUCCGCAAGUGCAGGAAGUUGACGAGCAAGCCGUUUGGUGUCAACAUCACCCUUCUCCCGGCGAUUGUCCCGCCUGAUUACGAGGGGUAUGCGCAGGUCGCCAUUGACGAGGGCAUCAAAAUCGUUGAGACGGCCGGGAACUCACCAGGUCCGGUCAUCGCGAAGCUCAAGAAGGCCGGUUGUAUCGUCCUGCACAAGUGCACAACCAUCAGGCACGCCCAGUCCGCGAUCAAGCUCGGCGUCGACUUUCUGAGCAUUGAUGGGUUCGAGUGCGCUGGCCACGUGGGUGAGUCGGACAUCACAAACUUCAUCCUGCUCAGCCGAGCGCGGCAAACACUCAAGGUGCCCUUCAUUGCGUCGGGUGGUUUCGCCGAUGGACAGGGCCUUGCGGCGGCGCUGUGCCUCGGCGCCUGUGGUGUCAACAUGGGCACGCGGUUCCUCUGCACUGUUGAGAGUCCGAUCCACCACAACAUCAAGGAGCAGAUUGUAAAAUCGGAGGAGACCGACACUGCUCUCGUUCUGCGGCGCUGGCGCAACACGACGCGCUUGUACCGCAACAAGGUUACCGAGCAGGCGCUCAAGGUGGAACACGAGAGCAAGACGGGAGAGUUUUCCGAGAUCGCGCCAUACGUCAGCGGCAAGCGCGGCCGCGAGGUGUUCGUAAAUGGUGACCCGGAGUAUGGCGUCUGGACGGCGGGCCAGGUUAUCGGUCUGAUCCACGAUAUACCCAACUGCAAGGACCUCGUCGCGAGGAUCGAGAAGGAGGCAGAGGAAACGCUGAAGGAAAGAUUAGGGUUAUUUACCCCCUCGCCAAAGCUAUAA
Messenger RNA from Chaetomium globosum CBS 148.51, 963 nucleotides. RefSeq lists its product as uncharacterized. Bases 1 to 963 code for a protein of 320 amino acids. NCBI's taxonomy places the organism in Eukaryota, Fungi, Ascomycota, Sordariomycetes, Sordariales, Chaetomiaceae. Gene Ontology annotation, molecular function: nitronate monooxygenase activity. The transcript has 3 exons. The record is from RefSeq and is a predicted model, not a curated record.